Peronospora matthiolae is the source of this 1638-nucleotide messenger RNA. NCBI's taxonomy places the organism in Eukaryota, Oomycota, Peronosporomycetes, Peronosporales, Peronosporaceae. The record is from the annotation of a GenBank genome assembly.
AUGACCGUCUAUAGCUGGGGCCGUGGCGAGGACGGUCAGCUGGGGUUGGGGGACACGAGUGACCAGCACCGCCCCGUCCUUAUCGAAGCGCUGGCCGAGCGUCGCAUCGUACAGAUCGCGUGUGGGAGCGGCCAUACCGUCGUGCUCACGGAGGAAGGUGAAGUGUAUACGUGGGGACGGGGAGACGACGGCCGGCUCGGCCAUGGAGACAACGGCUGGAAGUUUGUCCCUCGACUCGUGGAGGAGUUACGGGGCAAGAACGUCCGUCAAGUCACGUGUGGGAGCUACCACACCGCAGCGGUCACAGUCUCGGGGGAUCUCUAUACGUGGGGCGGUGGCAUGUAUGGCAAAUUGGGUCAUGGCAACGAGACGGGGCACUCGACUCCGUUUCUGGUCGAGACUCUCAAGAGUAUGCAGGUCCGGCAAGUGGCGUGUGGCAGUCGUCAUACGGUCGUGCUGCUUGAGAACAAAGACGUGUAUACGUGGGGGGACAAGGAGAAUGGGGUAUCGGGGCAUGGCGAUACAGAAGGCCACCAGUACCUUCCUUGUCCAGUAGAAGAGCUGCGUGGCAAGUCGAUUGUCCAGAUCUCUGCUUGCGGCUUUCAUACCGCGGCGUUAAGUGAAUCUGGAGAGGUGUUUACCUUUGGAGAAGGCAAGUUCGGACGGCUGGGACACAACUCGGAAAGGAACCAACCCGUUGCGCGGUUUGUGGACGCUCUAUCAGGGAAACGUGUGAAGCAGGUGGCUUGUGGCGGGUUUCAUACUGCAGCAGUUACAGAAAUUGGAGAGGUAUAUACGUGGGGAGGUGGUGAACAUGGCCAACUCGGACACGGUGACAAGGUGAACAAAACAGCCCCUACACGAGUGGAAAGCCUUGUGGAUAAGCUGGUUGUGCAGAUCACGUGUGGAUGGAGUCAUACAGUCGCGCUUACGGAUACAGGCGAGGUUUACACGUGGGGAAAUGGAGAUCACGGAAAGCUUGGUCAUAACGACACGACCAAGGUUACGUUGCCGCGAUUAGUGGACAUCUUGGAUGGGAAACGCGUGGUCAGUGUGGCAUCGUACAACGAGCAUACUGUCGCCCUUGUAGACCCCGUAGCGAUGCUGCGUGCCUCCAUGCUGACGUCUUCGUACGUCGGGGACAUGCGCCAGCUCGUCGAUAGCGCCGAGUUCUCAGACGUCACUUUCCUCAUCGAAGGACGCGCAGUUCAUUCCCAUCGUGCCAUUUUGGCCGCUCGCAGUGACCACUUCCGCGCGAUGUUUUCUUCAGGUAUGCGCGAGUCGCAUGAGCAAGAGAUUCCUUUGAUGCACACUCGAGUGCCGGUGUUUCUCGCGUUACUGGAGUAUAUUUAUGUGGACACGAUCAAUGUGGGGGCAGAGAUGGCGCUCGAGCUGUAUGCCGCCGCCGAUCUGUACACACUGGAUCGUCUGAAGGGGCUAUGCGAGAUCAUCGUGCAGAAGAGCAUCAGCGUCGACAAUGCUGCUGCGCUAUUCCAGUCCGCGGACGAUCUGCACUCUUAUCGACUGCGUGAGAUCUGCUUGUCGUACAUGGUGCAGAAUUUCGACAUGGUCACCAAAUCCGACGGCUUUGCUGGUCUUUCGCGUGACUUAAUUCUGGAAGUGUUGCAGAAUCGGUAA